UGUCCACACAUAGAAACCACUACGCAAAUAGCAGAACAAUCUGCGCGAUUUGUAUGGCACAUCGCAUCAUCGUUGGAUUAACUAAAUAAACAGCCGUGGAGGCAUCACUUGUCUGUUGGCCGUCCGAAGACGUGGUUCGGUAAACAACCGUUCCCAAUCGAAAUCCAUACCUAAAAGUGGUGACAAGAAAACGGACACCUUCGUGGAUUACAUGGUAUUAAGUGCGCGGAAAACGGAACGAAAAUUGUAAUACCCGAUUGUUUUUAUCCUUGACAUAGUACAACUCAAGCUCAGUCACCACUAAUUGAAUUUGAAACGUGAUAAACUGCAGUGGAUUACAAUUGUCCGAUUCGUCGUUGUUAGUGUACUCCAAAAUGGUUCAAGCCAUCAAUCGCGUUCGAACAAAACGGUAACCGCGAGCUGUGGAAAAAGUGAAUCAUGAAAUUGCUACUGAAAAUCCACAACAAGGAACGGCAUCACUCGAAUUUGCAGCGCAAACGUAAAUACUGUCACCGACGAGGAUCCAAAUCAUCAACGUCUAGUUCUGGUGAUUGCUCACCGCCCACUGCAACCUCCGCUAGGAAUUCCCCCUUUUCGACGGCAGCAUCCACAACAGCGGCAACCAGCUGCGCUACUGCUAGAUCCGGUCGUAACAACCAAAACCGUAAAUUACCUUCACCGGAGCAAUCAACCGUCCUUCGACAGGAGCGAUAUUUUCUGUAUGGAGCGCUCAUCCUGCUCACUAUCAUAGCAUUCUCCACAGCGCUUUAUUUCAUAAUACAACAAACCCAAAAAAGCAAUCUUUCUAGUCAGCCCGAGAUUCUUUUUGGAAAUAGCUAUGCCUCGGGAACUAUUCCGAACCUUGGUAACGGUCAUCUAGUCAUCGAUCGUCAAAACUGGGGCGCCCAGCCAGAGGUCCACGGUCGUUACCCACUAUCACCACCAAUUCCGUAUGUGCUUAUCACGCACAUUGGUGUACAAUCCGCGCCUUGCCUCGAUAUGUACAGAUGCUCAAUCAAAAUGCGAACAAUUCAGGAUGCAGCCGUAGCCGAAAUUGGUUUACCGGACAUUUCCAACAAUUUCUACCUCGGUGGUGAUGGUUUUGUUUACGUCGGCAGAGGAUGGGAUAUAGCAAACGCCUACGCCAACCGCACACUAGCCAUUUGCUUCAUGGGAGACUACAUUAGAUACGAACCAAAUGAAAAGCAGUACUCUGCACUGCAACACCUUCUUGCCCAUGGUGUCGCGGAAGAUUAUCUGGCGAAAGAUUACAAACUGGUGGCACACAAUCAAACCAAAAACACCAAGAGCCCUGGACCAUAUAUCUACGAUCGGAUAUCAAAAAUGCCCCGAUGGGUUCCGUGUGGCUUGGAAGGAUACAGCAAGUGUGGCGAGGAAAUUGGACUGCCUUUAGUGUGGGAUCAAGAUUUUCCGAAGAAAAAGAAAGCCACAUAAUCAAUAAUAAAAUGCAAUGGUUUGGAAUAAAUAUCGACACACAAGUCUGUUAUGCUACAGUCAUUAUUCACAUGUAAAUAGGUAUCACAUCAAUGUAUUGUAUAUGCUAUAGAGGUUAAGUUUAUGAUAUAUGAGAGAUCCUAGAAACUUUUAAUUGUUACUGUUUUGUUACUGUUUUAAGCAACAUUUUGUAUGAAAUUGAAUGUACCGUUCAUCUUUUAAUAAAAUUUUCUUUCAUUAUUGGGUA
Molecule: messenger RNA, 1702 nt
Organism: Wyeomyia smithii (pitcher-plant mosquito)
Lineage: Eukaryota; Metazoa; Arthropoda; Insecta; Diptera; Culicidae
Gene: PGRP-LA
Product: peptidoglycan-recognition protein LA
Exons: 5
Coding region: 439-1455 (338 amino acids)
Biological process (GO): peptidoglycan catabolic process
Molecular function (GO): N-acetylmuramoyl-L-alanine amidase activity; zinc ion binding
Source: RefSeq, a predicted model, not a curated record